CGACUACGUCGACUCAAACCCCUCCCAUUGGCGGAACGCGCACAUUCCUUUUGUCCAAGAUGGCGGUGUUGAUGCAGGUUCAUUGAUGUUAAUUUGUUUUUAAGCGCGUUUAUGGUUAUAUGUCGGAGUAAACGCAACGUAUCAGUGUCACGGAUAUUAACUACAAGUUUCUAAAUCGUCCGUUUCUGUGCAGUGUAUGCUAAAAGUGAGGAUUUUGCUUCCAGAGUGGAUUAAUUCAGUAGACACUGGCUGACGAGCUAGCUAGUUUACGUUAACGCGUUUGCAAAAAAAAAAAAAGUUGGGGCAUCGUUUGAAAAUGAAGCGACAGGCGGGGAGGGACAUUAGUCCGAGUAGGGCUUUAGCGAAACGAAUACGUGAAAGAGAGCGAGAACGAGACGGGGCACGGAGAGAGGACCUGCCGCCCCCACCGCUUGCUUUGUUGCUCGCUGAAAGCCGUAGGCAACAUGCUCGGAGCAGGAGCAGGGAACGAGAAAAGACACGGCUUCGGGAGGAGCGCGGGGCCGCCGGAGACCCUCUCCACCACCGACAACAACACCACGAGCUCGGCCUUAUCGGUCGCCCUACUCUCCGGACUACAGCCACCCUGCCUAAAGGCAAAGUGGCGGCUGAGCUGCUGGGCGCACGGGGAGGAGCGGGGGGGGCUCUGGAAUACAAAUCAUUGCUCAUUAGCAACCUAGGCUCUGUUCUUACUGACGAACACAUUGAAGACGGACUGUUCCACGAGUUUAAAAAGUUUGGCGAUGUUAGUGUGAAACUAUCUCACACCCCUGAGUUGGGCCGGGUCGCCUACGUGAAUUUCCGACACCCUGAGGACGCUAAAGAGGCCAGACACGCCAAGACUAGGUUAGUACUGUAUGACCGCCCCCUCAAAGUAGAGCCCAUGUAUGUCCGGAGACGAAGCUGCACGCCGCCGGAAGUCGGCUACAUCCCCAUCCAUGGUGUCCCUGUUCCUUAUCCCCCGUAUAGACAGAGGUCUCUUUCCCCAGGGGCUGGAGUUAGCAGUAUUAGGGACAUCCGUCCCCCAAGACACUACCCUGUAGAUGGGCUUGGACUGAGCAGAGAGAGGGAGAGGAUCUUAGAUUAUUAUGGGAUGUUGGAUGAGAGGGGGCGGCCAUACGGACUGCCAGUACCUGAGCACGAUGACUUAAAGCCGGAGGACGACGCCAGGGCGUGCCGGAACCUGUUCAUCGGCAACCUGGAUCACAACGUCACCGAGGGCGAGCUACGGAGGGGCUUCGACAAGUAUGGCAUCAUCGAGGAGGUGGUGAUCAAACGUCCGGCCCGUGGUCAGGGCGGAGCCUACGCCUUCCUAAAGUUCCAGAACUUGGACAUGGCCCACCGGGCCAAGAUGGCCAUGCAGGGCCGCGUGAUCGGAGGAAAUCCGGUGAAGAUCGGCUACGGUAAAGCCAACCCCACCACCAGGCUGUGGGUCGGCGGCCUGGGCCCCGUCAAUUCCCUGGCUGCUUUGGCUCGUGAGUUUGACCGCUUUGGGAGCAUCCGGAACAUAGACUAUGUAAAAGGGGACAGUUUUGCCUACAUCCAGUAUGAAAGCCUGGAUGCCUCCCAAGCUGCUUGUGCCCAGAUGAGGGGCUUCCCCCUGGGGGGCCCUGAGAGGCGGCUGAGGGUGGACUUUGCCAAAGCAGAGGAGCCCCUUCCUCGUAGCUACCCUGUGGGGUACCAACCCCCAGUCCCCCUGCCUGUUCACCUGGACCUGCUUCAGGAGGGAUACGGGGGACGGCACCGCGACCGUAGCUUGGAGAGAGAGCUCCGGGCCCGGGACCGCUCGCCCCCCUCCCACGCCCUCUUCCUCCAGAGGGAGAGAGAGAGGGCUCUGCUGGACAGGGGGGACCGUGAGUUCAUAAGCCCCACAAAGAGCCUGGAGCGGAGGGGGAGUGACGCAUUUGGGGGGUCGCGUGCAGGUCGGGGGGACCGGGCGGGCCGAAGCCGCAGCAGGGAGCGCUGGUUGAAGGAGAGAGACGCAGAGCGGCCUGGCGGGGAGAGAAGGAGACGCAGAUCUCUGUCCCCGGACGGCCCCCCUCAGGAGAAGGAGAGAGGCCGCUCCAAGGUGAGAGGUGGCGGGCCAGCCUCCCCGGAGGACAGCCCAGACCGGGCCAGGGUCCGCGCCCCAGACUCCACCACCGAGCCCAGGGGGCAGAGUCCGGACAGCAGCCGGCACUCAGAGGACCGGCCCGGGCAGGAUGGCCACGACACAUCCUCCAGCGUCCGGGAGCGCCACAAGAAGGCCGGGGAAAAGUACCGUGACUGCAACCACAGAGCCUCCAGCGACGCCAACCACACCUCAGACACGCCGAACAAAAACCCCAGGUCACUCACCACCCUGUCCGAGUACGCCGCCACUCUUACCAAGGCCUGGCACGGCCACUUUGCCCUGAAGAACUCCUGCUUCCCCUCCGACAUGCACCUGCUGGAGGGAGGCUCUGGCUUCUUCCACUCCAUGAUGAAGGACCACCAGGCCAAGGGGAGGCUCACUCAGCUGAAGAUCGCCCAGCGGCUGCGGAUGGACCAGACCCGGCUAGACGAGGUCACCAGGCGGAUCAAGCAGGGUGGCUCCGAGGGCUACGCUGUUCUCCUGGCCCUCCAGGGCCCCAUGGACCGCGAGGCCCCUCCCCCUGAACCCGGCCUGCAGAUCAGGCUCCUCCGUCACCUGGUCACCUACCUGAGGAACAAGGAGGCAGCAGGGGUCAUCAGUCUCCCUGUGGGCGGAGCUAAAGAGGGCAGUGCGGGGGGCAUGUUGUACGCCUUCCCCCCGUGUGACUUCUCCCAGCGGUUCCUCCAGACGGCGCACAGGACUUUGGGGAACCUGGAUGAGGAACACCUUGUGGUGGUGAUCGUCAACGACUCUGCCUAACUAAAGCCGGCAGACAUGUUUCUAUAUGGUGUUAGAUAUCAGUGGUGGCCUUCAGCUCCCAUCUAAACAACACACAGCUGAACUCUGACCUCCGAUUCCUAAUGACUUAACUAAGUCACAUCUCUCUGUCCUUGUGGAGGUAUUGGCUGUCCAUUUUCCUUCCACGUAAAGGGACUUUGCUGUUGGGUAUCAUUGCGACUCUAGUGACACUACAACAUUAGUCAACAUGGUGUUUCUCUCUGGGCACCUUGCCAUCUUCCCCUCCAUGGAUCUUUGGCCUCCUGACAGACUGACUGCUGUGUCAGGACAGGCUGCCAUUUUAGAAACCCACUGCCUGAUGACAUGGUGGUCUGGCCUUCUGUCACCAACACAUCCAUCUACACACAGACUGCCCUGCUGUUGUCCAAACAAGGGACCCUUUAAGACAGACUGGCUGGCAUUGUGUUAAGGGGGAGACUAGUACUGUAGGUGUAUUUGGUGACUCUUUCAUUGUGUUUAAUUGAUACACUACAACUGAACGAGGGACUGCUGUUGUUUUACUUUUUAAGGAGCUUGACGGAUCAGUAUAGCUGUAGAUGCAUAGGCCACUCCCUCCACAGUACUCUAUCAUUUCAUUGGAUGGAUGGAUGAUCAGACAUGUACUUAUUGAAUCUUUCCAGCGGUUCUGCAUAAUAUUUUUGAGAAUUGUGUGCUCUGAUUGGUUGUAGCAUGCCAGAUGUUUUUUUUUUCCCCCCGCAGAUUUUACUGUCUGACCGUUGGUAAAGUUCCCCGGGGAUUUACUUGGCGUUGAUUAGUUUGAAAUAUUAUUUCCGCUACAGAUUUCUUAACACUUACCUCUUGGUCCUAUCGUGAUAUUAUGAUGUCUAUGGUAUGUUCUGUCUUUUUAAAACUUUUUAUACAUAAUCCAUCUUACAAUGUACUGACUGAGCCUGUAGCCUAAAUGUGCAUAUGAUUUACCGUCUGUAAGAGAGAACAGUUGUUACUGUUGAUUUUGUGGAAUAGGCUGUUUCUACCUCUACAUUUAUUUAAAUAAUCAGUUGUUUUUUUCCAACACAAAAGAAAUCCACACCCAAUUUUGCAGUCAAUUAAAUGUUUCCAAGCUUGUUUUCAUUAAGCCGAAAGCUCUUGAACACUAAGAUGUUUUCCCCCCAACCAGUUUAGGUGCAUUGAAUGUUUGAAAACAUUUUGACCGACUGGUAUUAGUGUGACUUUUUGUUACUGUGAUCUUUAGAGACCUUUGUGAUGCAUAUCUUUGUCAAAAUCCUACUAAGUAAUUUUAAUGUAUUUUUUAAGAACGAAUGGACCAAGAAGUGGAAUGGUUACAAGGAAGUGUUUGUCAUUACAUCAGACUGGUGUUAGUUAUGUGGAGAAGUGUUUGUCUGCAUCCCAAGUGAUCCGCAGCCCUAUAUAGUGCAUUCAAAGUAGUUGACUGUAAAGGGACUAGGGUGCCAUUUGGGAGGACAAGUUUGUCACUGCAUAAGGUGAGACAGGUUGAACACUACUGCCAUGUGCAUAGUUACUUUAAAAGAGCAGACGGAGAGAUAAGGCUGGUUUGUUAUUCUGUCAUGAGUGAACGAUACUGACUACGUUAGGUCACCACCACACAGUCGCUCUUCUAUACUCACUCAAAGCAACAAGUCCACUCUUAUUUUUUGUGUCAACAUGUAUGCCAUAUAAAAAGAAAUUAAAAAUUGUAUCCUUUUGUUUUA
Messenger RNA from Esox lucius (northern pike), 4599 nucleotides. RefSeq names its product putative RNA-binding protein 15B. The coding region runs from base 317 to 2890 and encodes 857 amino acids. Gene Ontology annotation, biological process: regulation of alternative mRNA splicing, via spliceosome. Gene Ontology annotation, cellular component: nucleus. The transcript has a single exon. Lineage: Eukaryota; Metazoa; Chordata; Actinopteri; Esociformes; Esocidae. The record is from RefSeq and is a predicted model, not a curated record. Gene Ontology annotation, molecular function: mRNA binding.